This is a messenger RNA of Pteronotus mesoamericanus, 468 nucleotides long. RefSeq names its product cystatin-9-like. Bases 1 to 468 code for a protein of 155 amino acids. Gene Ontology annotation, biological process: antimicrobial humoral response. The transcript has 3 exons. The record is from RefSeq and is a predicted model, not a curated record. Lineage: Eukaryota; Metazoa; Chordata; Mammalia; Chiroptera; Mormoopidae. Gene Ontology annotation, molecular function: cysteine-type endopeptidase inhibitor activity.
AUGGGUGGCUGGUUGCCUACAGCCCUGCAGUCCUUGCAAUGGAGUUGGGCUCUGCCCUGGGUCAUGUUCCUGCUUCUCAUAAGUUCCCAACUCCAGGUGACUCACAGCUGGACUUCUCAAGAUGAAAGGAAGAGUGAUGACCAAAAAGUCAUGGAAAAUUAUUUCCCUGCCACUGUGGAGUAUGCCUUGCACAUAUUCAACCAGAAUAGCAAGGACAUGAAUGCAUACAGGUUGGUGCGCAUCUUGAAUUCCUGGAAGGAGCAGGCAAAAACCAUGAUGGCUUUCUCCAUGGAGCUGCAGCUUCGCAGAACCAGGUGUGGGAAACUUGAUGAUGACAUUGACAACUGCCCCUUUCAAGAAAGUCCAGCACUUAACAAUACCUUCACCUGCUUCUUCACCAUCAGCACUGAACCCUGGAGAACAAUGUUCCAACUCCUAAACAAGACCUGCCUGGAGGGGUUCCACUAA